AUGAAUGGGCCUCGAACUUCAGCGAUGGAUAUCGAUAGUAUCCAGCUGGAGGAUGCUUUGGGCCCUUCCAUAUGCAUACCCUCCUGCGAUAAUAAAUCCAUAAUACACUCUGGCCAGCCUGGAUUUCUCGAGAUGAUGAAUAAACAUUAUCCAAAGGAUGAAAUGAAAGCAAGGCAUUUAAUCAGCGUCCUAAAGUUAAAACUCUAUACCCUACAAGGCCAGGAAUUUUGGAAAACCCUUAUGACUGGUAUGGCGGACAUUACAGGGUCGCAGUACACAUUUGUAGCCAAAAGAGUAUUAAAGGGCGAUGCAAAGAGUGCAGUCGAAUACCCACCGCUUGGCGAGGAAGGAUCCUGUCUUAUGGGCCUCGCUUACUACGUGCGGAAUCACGACGGUAAGGACGCACUCUACAACGACAUCCAAUAUAAGGGCUACAAGUGUCCAUGCGCACACAUGAAGCACGAUAAAGUCCUUGUAAUUCCAGAUAAUCUACAGAGUCUGUUUCCCGAUAACCCGAACGGCGCCUCUCUGCCAAUUCCAGCUGAAGCGUACCUAGCAAUACCGCUUUUCACAGAAGGUAAAUGCUACGGCCACAUCGGCAUGAUGUGGUCGAAAUGGGGUUUAGAUAACAGGCCUGGGCUGAGUUGGGCAGUCCUUGAGCUCUUCAUGAAGUCUCUCGAAGAUCUAGUUACUUGGCGAAUUCUGGAAAAGCCAGGAAACCCAUCAGAUACAAUAGCCCCGGGCACAAAACCCUGGAAUCCGUUUAUGGGCAAUGUUGUUCUCCACGAAGAUGUGUCUCCCCAGCAAACAAUACGGCCGGCAGCAAGAAAUCUGUCACAUGAAUUACGGACACCUUUGCAAGGUGUCGUAGGCAUGUUGGACGUGAUGCUUGCUUCGUUGGAUUCUCUAGAUGAUGAACCAACACCGAUCCUUCUACGCCAAUUUGUCUAUGAUAUGAGGAAAAAUAUCGAGAAUUGCCAAGACAGCGCACAACGGGUAGUUGACGCCGCAGACAACAUGGUUCAUGCGUUAGAUCUAAAUUCAGACAUCGCUCUAGACCCACCGGCUCUGCCUCGUCCGGACCCUCUCCCCACAGCUCUUCUAGCAAAGGUAAAUGCAACAUACGUAGCAGAUUCUUUAGUAAAUCCAAAAAAACGGAAGCGGAGCGAUGGCAAUGAUAACGCCGGCCCACCGGCUCCGCUUCCACCUGGCCGCUCCAAAACACCACCAGCAGAAAACAGCAAGCGCCGUACUUAUCGCCUACGCGGCAGCAGAGCAAACAGUCUUCCACCCGAAGAGCUUUCAAAAAGGGAAAUUGAUACGUCGUUGAACCGGCCGGGAAGCGUCUUGCCUCUCCCACCCACCGGACAAACCCCAUCUGGUACGCAUACUAUUCACCAGGAAGCCUCUGGUCAAGUCACCCUCAACCACAGGAGGCUCAAUUUGAUUGAAUUCAUCUCUGGGAUGUUGCAGGUCGCCUUAAAAAGCGGCGGCAGACCAGAAAAGGUCCAGGUCGUACCUAAUCAAUUCGGAGAGGUUGUGACGGCGACAAGGAGAUCGGGAACCUUGAAGAUCGAUUGGUCGGUCGAGUUCGUUCCACCGAUGCUCAUUAUCGCUACCGUCUCUCAAGAUUCUAAGUGCGUUCAGUUCAAGGUCACAGACACCGGACCGGGCAUUCGACCAGAGUUUGUUCCUCAUAUUUUCAGAAUGUGGCGCAGACAGGAUAACAGCCUUACUCGAGCCUUUGAUGGGGUUGGACUUGGUUUAUUUGUCGCGAAAAGGCUAGCUGCUCGACUUGGGGGCGACAUCACUCUCGUCAAUACUGUUACAGAAGGCGAAAACACCGGUUCGGAAUUUCGUAUUGUAUUGCCGAUUGAGAUGGGUAAGGACCCAAAGCAUGGAAGGUCAGGCUCACCAGCGAUCGCGGCGAGGAAACCCAUCGACAGGUAUUCUUUAAUGCAAGGAUUGGCUUCUCCGGACUUCCCACGGCCUACAACUAGCUCAACCGAAGUCUCUUCUCCUGUUUUGACGACACAUACUCGGAAUGGAUCGGGGCCCCAUGCUAUGACCAACGGAGCUAUCGAAGAAGAAUCAGUUCCUUAUCGCCCGCGUAAACAAUCCCUAACUUUCCGUCAACCAGUCAACGGCAUUCAUGCCAGGAAAUCCAGCAAGAAGGGCCGCUUCGACAAGGAUCUUGGCAAAAAGAUUCCACUCCGUAUUCUCGUUGUCGAGGACAACAACAUCAAUCGCAACCUCAUCACUAAGAUGCUUAGGAAUCUCGGCUUCGCCGACAUAAUUGAAGCAGAAGAUGGGGAAGAUGCCGUGGCCGCCAUGGCAGCAGCCACUAGCUUUGGGCGGCCCAUCGAGCUCAUUCUUAUGGAUCUAUGGAUGCCUAAAAUGAAUGGUAUCGAGGCUACAGAGAAGAUAUUUGCUCUCCCAGAAUACGCCAACGGGUCAAAGAAGCUUACAGUUUUGGCCGUCAGCGCAGACGCUAGUCCCGAUGCUCAUAGGGAUAUCACUAGGGUUGGAAUGCAAGGAUUUUUGAAAAAGCCAUAUACGAUUGAAGGUCUGGAACAGCUUAUUCUUGACAAUUUCAAACACGGCUACUCAACAACUGCGGCGACCAUGUAG
Molecule: messenger RNA, 2631 nt
Organism: Orbilia oligospora ATCC 24927
Lineage: Eukaryota; Fungi; Ascomycota; Orbiliomycetes; Orbiliales; Orbiliaceae
Exons: 3
Coding region: 1-2631 (876 amino acids)
Biological process (GO): protein autophosphorylation; phosphorelay signal transduction system
Molecular function (GO): histidine phosphotransfer kinase activity; phosphorelay sensor kinase activity
Source: RefSeq, a predicted model, not a curated record